CAACGGCUGGGCAACGAGGUUCUCUGUCCUGCCGGCGGGCUUCGGUGCCCAGGCUUUGCGCGCCUCGGCGCAGCGCCCCGCGGGCCACCAUGCUCAGCGUCGUGCACUUCCUCCGGAGCUUCUUCAAGACUCCAGAGCCAGGUGCACACCUGCCAGGUGAAGACAAGAUUGAAGACAAGCAGCUCCCCACUUCUCCUGGAGAACCAGAGGAAUGACGGAGCCAGAAAACAGACCACGGAUUUGAGACACUGUCCCACCAUAGCAAAAGUUAUUCAGACACAAAAACCGACCCCUUCGAAAGUGCUUCUGACACAGAGUCCCUGCCUGGUGACCUCACGGGGGAACUCUGCCUUCCUCUAAGUGGUACCUCUGUGGACAGAGAAGGACACUGGGGAUGCCCUGAUCCAGCAACCACACCUCCUCACGAGCAGCAUUCAACUGGUGUCCCUGGGCUUGACCCAAAGGAGAACCUAGAGUUGUCCCUUGACCCCAAGGAAGAAUCUUACAAAAGUGGGUUUGCAAGCCUUUGCCAGGUUGCUGGAGAAGAGAAGACAGAACACCUCCAGGGAAAUGGCAUGGCCAGCCUACAGCUAGAGUCUUUGCUGGCAGGGUCUCCUCAUCACACAAAGUGCUGCUCACAGAAUACCACGGGCCGCUACAGUCUCCAGCCCGCAAAAGUGGUGACUGCUCAAGACCUCAGGGGAUCUCUGUUUUUUUCCCUUCAGAAAUCCAGGUCUGAGAGUUGUCUGGACAUCCCAGUAGUCUGGCCCUUCCUUCUCUGGUGCUGUGAACUGGGCCAGAGCUGGCCACAUAUCCAUAACAGGGCCAGGGGGUCCAGGCUGCCUUACAGAGGUCCACUGCACAACACCACCCCUUUGGGAGCCAAGACAAAGAAGGGAAGUAUUCUAGGGCCCAAAGACAACAUAGACUUGCUCUGCACCGAGCCUUGCUCUGAUGUCCCUGCCAGAUUCUUUGGGGACCUCUACCUUGCAUAUGGCAAGCUUCACCAUAGUGCCCCAGAAAAUAUUAAUGACAAGGACAGGACAUCCCCAGAGCACUGCUAUCAGCACAUGAGGACACUGACAAGGGCCCAUUCCAUAGCAGUGUUUCCCUUAAGAUAUCCUGAGAAUCUUCCAGGACAGAAUUUUGUGAAAUUUGGGAUUCAUUUGAAGGAAGGGAUGGGAGCAGAACAAGAUACAAGAGCACAAAACCCUCUUCACCAUCCCACCCAGAUGUCUCCUUUGCCUUCUAUUUUCCAAAGAAGGGCCCCUUACUUGCAGGUCCAGGAUAAACACAGGGCUCCUAGCUGGAAAAGGGCCUUUCAGAACACACCCUGUGAAUUUCUCUGGCUGGAAAACCAGUUGGGACAGGAUUCUAGAUCCUGCCCAGUCUCUUCAUGCCUUACUGCCGAGUCUGUGAGUCCUUACACAGAGGAAGUGCCAGUGCCCACACAGUGCAAGUCGGAACACAGCCCAGAAAGUCUACAGGAGGAACCCCAAAGCACUGGCCCUUCACCAAACCAUGCUGGAUGUGAGUGACAGGCAAAACUACCUUCAGACAUUUCUGUUGAAGCAGGAAACCAAACCAAUUAUUAUAGAUCAAAGUACAUUCUCAUGUGAGAAAAGAAAGCCACCGUUAGGGCCAAGUUUCCACAUCAUUCUAGCAAUAAUGGGUCACAGGUGAGGAACAGACACUGGAUGCAUUGCUGCGAAGGGAGUGAUUAUUUAGUCACUCCAGAGACUACCCUGAAAACAAGUGCAACAGAUACUUCAAAGGAAGUGGAAGACGUGAUGGUUCUAGACCCCAACUUCACCGAAAAUGCCUUGCAGGAAUUUUUGGAAACCACAGCAGCCACUGUGUCUCAUUGCAGUGGUGGGGAUGAGUGUGACCAGGACUGGAGGGGUGGUGCCCAAGACUCUCCUGAGGGCCUGAAGCUAAAGCCCAAAGUACACGCCUCUAGGGGCAGGUGCACACUCAUCAUUAUAGCUGUUGAGCAGAAAGGUCUACAGGCCACCAGGAGGAAAGCAGGUCCUCUUUCAGAAACACAGUCCGAAUUUCUGGAGCAAAGACCACCAUCUCCCUGCAGUGCUGGAGCAACCCCCUGUGAAUCUCCCAGGGCUGGGAAACCACAAACUUGUGGGAGUGAGUAUGAGCUGCCUGCUGCCAGUGGACUGGGAGGUGAUGAUGGAACUCUUUGCCAGGGGGCCAAAGCAGCAGAAUUUGAGGUAGUUCUAUUCCCCCAAACUGCCUCCCUAAAGAGUCCCCUGGGCAAAAAGACUUGUUCCCAGGAGCCCACCCAGGGCAGAGGAGCACAGGGGAUGUUGCAGAACAAAAACCUGCUUAGGGCAGACAGGAAGCAUGCUGCUAGGUUGCUGGGCCCUGGUCCUGAGACAUACCCAGGCCUGGAUCCUUCACCCAUGGGGAGCCAAAGAGCACAGAGCCCUGAGGCCAGAACUGGGGCUGGGGAAGUGGAUGGGGCAGAGAAGGGUUCUGGCACCUCUGCCUCUGCCAGCGCCCAAGCUAUUCCACAGCCCAGCCCACCCCGCCAUUCCUGCAAGGCUUCACAGGAACCUGGGAAGCACCUGACGUUUCCCAAGGUGACCUCCAUCAGGAAAAGCAGGCCCUUGGUUACCAAGACUCCAGGAGGGGAUGCCAGUGCUCAGGGACCCCGGCAUCUGCAGCCUGCCAGGCCCGCCACAGCCAGCACAUCUGCCUGGACCGCGGGUCCUUCGGGCCUGGAGGAACUGCGUGGGGAUGGUGCAGGAUCUGCGGCCUGUUGGCAGAAUGCAGUUGGUGGGGAUGAGUUUCCUAUACACCAAGUGGGCAUGAGCGCCUCUAAGAAGGUCAUCCCCCAGGGCGCAGGGGGCAGAGCUGCAGGUCUGAGAGAAGUGGACAAUGUGGAGACACGAGGGGACCUUGGUAGCAGAACCCUAUCCUCUGAAAGCUGUGAUGCUAAGAAACUCAAAACUCCAGAGAAAAGGCUCAGGGCAAGGUUGGCCUUAGCUCAUAAGACCUUUGCAAAUUUUUUUGAGUCAAAAGUUUUAGAAAAAGAGAACACUGAUGAAUGCUCUCCAGGUUCUUUCAAGGGCCAGAAGGAGAAGAGCAGGCCACGGCAGAGCUCCUGGCGUGCAUUUCUGAAAAGCAAAGAUGCAGAAGGCCCCAAAAGGCCCACCUUAGUAAGUCUGGUUCCGGGACAGAAAAUUUUGAAUCCCCUCAGACCUUCUCCACCAAGGAAAAACAGUCACUGUGAGGAGCAGGUAGAAGACAAGGAAAGCUGUGUUUUUGGAGAUCCCUGGUCACCUCCACAUUCUCCCACACCAGUGUCACCCAGCAAUUUGGUUUCUCUAGAUAACAGGAGAAAAAGUGAGCCAACCAUCAAAUGCACCAGCCCCCAGGAAAGUAGUAGGUACCUAAGUACAGGUAUCUUUCCUGAAAAGUCCUGGUUGAUGUCACCCACCAGCCCUCAUGCCCAGCAGGCUGGGAUCAGCUGCACUCUUCCUUCCAGUUCUGCCUGUUGCCUGGCAUAUGGAAGCCAAGGCAUGCCUUGCAAACCCAUGAGUCCCAAGCCCCGGAGCCCUAGGCCUGGUGUUCAUUGGGCAGAUUUCCACUACCCUGGCAGGAACAGUGCCAUCUCCAUGGUUUCUCUUGAAAGCUACAUUGAUGUGGAUAACAGUGCAGAGGCUUCUGAAAGGUCCAAGACCCCCAAGGCCCAGGCAAGCCUCCUACUUUCUCUGCAGACACGAAACCAGGAUGACCAGAAGGAAGAGAGUGGGAAAAGAGGCUGGCAUCACCAUGGUCUGAGCAUAGCACCCUCACUCAGAGACCUUCCUCGAAGUGAGUGUUGGAGGAAGAUGACCAUUACCUCUCCAGAGUCUUUGAGUCUUGCUAGAAGAACACAUCCAUUCUCCCAGAGUGUCCCAACAGGAUUGAACUGCAUGGGCUGGCCAGAGUACAUACCUGACACUGCUAUCCCUGAUGGAGUUCUGGACACAGCCCUCCGUGCUGACGAGGCGGGGAGUGAGGAGGACCUGUUUGAGGACAUGCACAGCUCCAGCCACCACUACAGCCACCCUGGAGGGGGUGGUGAGCAGCUGGCCAUCAACGAGCUCAUCAGUGAUGGCAGUGUGGUCUGUGCUGAGGCACUCUGGGACCAUGUCACCAUGGAUGACCAGGAACUGGGCUUCAAAGCUGGGGAUGUCAUCGAAGUAAUGGAUGCCACCAACAGAGAGUGGUGGUGGGGUCGUGUUGCUGACGGCGAGGGCUGGUUUCCAGCCAGCUUUGUGCGGCUGCGGGUGAACCAGGACGAGCCCGCGGACGAGGAGGCUUUGCGGGCCGGAGACGGAGAGGCAGAGGAUGGAGGGGCCGAGGCGCAGAGCAGCAAGGACCAGAUGCGGACCAACGUCAUCAACGAGAUCCUCAGCACCGAGCGGGACUACAUCAAGCACCUGCGCGACAUCUGCGAGGGCUACAUCAGGCAAUGUCGCAAGCGCGCCGACAUGUUCAGCGAGGAGCAGCUGCGCACCAUCUUCGGGAACAUUGAGGACAUCUACCGGUGCCAGAAGGCGUUUGUGAAGGCGCUGGAGCAGAGGUUCAACAGGGAACGCCCCCACCUGAGCGAAUUGGGUGCCUGCUUCCUGGAGCACCAAGCAGACUUCCAGAUCUACUCAGAGUACUGCAACAACCACCCCAAUGCCUGUGUGGAGCUGUCCCGGCUCACCAAGCUCAGCAAGUACGUGUACUUCUUUGAGGCCUGCCGGCUGCUGCAGAAGAUGAUAGACAUCUCACUGGACGGCUUCCUGCUGACACCAGUGCAGAAGAUCUGCAAGUACCCUCUGCAGCUGGCCGAGCUACUCAAAUACACACCCCCCCAGCACAGGGAUUUCAAGGAUGUGGAAGCAGCAUUACAUGCCAUGAAGAAUGUGGCCCAGCUCAUCAACGAACGCAAACGAAGGCUUGAAAACAUCGACAAGAUUGCUCAGUGGCAGAGCUCCAUAGAGGACUGGGAGGGGGAAGAUCUCCUGGUCAGGAGCUCAGAACUCAUCUGCUCGGGGGAGCUGACUCGUGUUACCCAGCCACAAGCUAAGAGCCAGCAGAGGAUGUUUUUUCUCUUUGACCACCAGCUCAUCUACUGCAAGAAGGACCUUCUCCGCCGGGAUGUGCUGUACUAUAAGGGCCGAGUGGAUAUGGAUGGACUGGAGGUGGUGGAUCUGGAGGAUGGAAAAGACAGAGACCUCCACGUGAGUGUCAAGAAUGCUUUCCGGCUGCUCUGCGGCACCACAGGAGAGAGUCACCUGCUGUGUGCCAGGAAGUCUGAGCAGAAACAGCGCUGGCUCAAGGCCUUCGCCAGGGAGAGGGAACAGGUGCGGCUGGACCAGGAGACAGGCUUCUCCAUCACCGAGCUGCAGAGAAAGCAAGCCAUGCUGAAUGCCAGCAAGCAACAGGCCACUGGGAAGCCCAAAGGCACUUAUGAUCCCUGCUUCUGCUCAGCUCUCAGCCGGCCCUACUACCUGGCACGCCAGAAGCACCCAGUAUUGCCCACCAGCCUGCCUCAGCAACAGGUCUUGGUAUUGGCAGAGCCCAAACGGAAGCCGUCCACCUUCUGGCACAGCAUUAGCCGGCUGGCACCCUUCCGCAAGUGAGCCAGCUCCCCAUCCGACAGCACUGUCUGGACCUGCCUCACCACUGGGCCUCCAGCUUUUUCUCCGAGGCCCACCGCAUGUGGCCUACUUUGCGGGUCACGCACACUGGAAGUUACAGGCUGAGUGAGGGACUGCUCAGCACCCCAUUCAUGGAUUCUUCUCCACUACUGGUGCACUGAAGACACCAGCUGGAGGGGCAGGGGCCCAUAGCAAUGAGCCUCCCGCCACCCUCUGGACCUCUAUGGGGCCUCCUGGGAGCCACAGCUCAGAGCCACCAGCCAGGCCAAUGUGGUGAGAGGACUGGCCGCUCUGAACCCUCUUCUCUGGACAUCUGAUCAUCCCUCCUCCUGUUUCCGCCGGGCAGGAGAGCAUCUGCCUUUUUAGCCCCUGCAAAGUUGGGCUCUGUGCCCCUCUGCCCUCCAACUGUCUCUGAGGCCCCCAGUCUCCAGCUGGUGGUGCCAAGCAACUUGCAUCCCUGGAGGGUGGUAGUCAGAAUUCUGUGCACAAAAAUGUCCGGCCCAGAGCCCACUCAUUUUUGCCUUCUAGCCCCUCUAGACACUCCUGGCUGCUGGACAACCUUCCUCACUUGUGUUUAUAGUGGAAAGAAAACAAAACCAUAGUCACUGCAUACUUCUGUCAGGGCUUGUGAUCAGUCCACGUGUAGCUGUGGGUUGACUCCAGAACCUGAUCCCAUAUUUUUUUUUGUUUGGAUUGUGCUGUUUUUCUAACAAUGGGGAAAAAGAAUUGUUACUAGUGACACAGAAAGAUUGCCUUACCCUAAGUGAGCGUGAGAAGCCAUAAGGACUGAAUUCUGUGGCCCAGCAUCCAGGACUGACCCACCAAUCCAGAGGUUGAUGGGCAUGUGAGCUAGAGGGAAGCCCACAUCCUGCUGAGAAAGGUCACCCAUGAGUACAGCCAGGACCUGCCUUGUGGGUGUGAAACACUGAGCUUUCCCUCUGGCCCACAGGAAUUCAGCAGCAUGUACAGUCACUCUUGCACUAUACCGUCUCCAAGCCAGAAACCACAUUUAAUUUCAUAAAGAAAUUUAUGAAAAAUAA
This is a messenger RNA of Lutra lutra (Eurasian river otter), 6697 nucleotides long. It is a transcript of the gene ARHGEF4, whose product is annotated as Rho guanine nucleotide exchange factor 4. The record is from RefSeq and is a predicted model, not a curated record. NCBI's taxonomy places the organism in Eukaryota, Metazoa, Chordata, Mammalia, Carnivora, Mustelidae. Gene Ontology annotation, biological process: intracellular signal transduction. Gene Ontology annotation, molecular function: protein binding; guanyl-nucleotide exchange factor activity.